Molecule: messenger RNA, 1293 nt
Organism: Tremella mesenterica DSM 1558
Lineage: Eukaryota; Fungi; Basidiomycota; Tremellomycetes; Tremellales; Tremellaceae
Exons: 8
Coding region: 1-1293 (430 amino acids)
Molecular function (GO): metal ion binding
Source: RefSeq, a predicted model, not a curated record
AUGUCAAGCACUGCAGGUCCUUCUGCUCCACCCAGAGGUAUGCCAAUCUUGUCUGGUCCUCCCCCGGUGGUGGAAUCCGACAAUUGCCGAGCAUGCGGUAAACAAUUCAACCCGUUAUGGCGAAGACCUCAUCCUUGUGGUCAUUGUGGCUACCAAUAUUGCUCCGCUUGCCUUGGCGAUGGACAGGCUUUGAUGCCUCGGAAAGCGGACAGUGGGUCUAGAUCAUCAGGACCAUUGGCAGAGAUCAAGGCGGCUUUUUCCAUGGACGAUAGACCCGCUGGGAGUGGUUAUGACGUGGAGGAGGUAUGUUUACAUUGUCUUGGAAUGUUGCAAGUGACAGCUGCUUCUUUAAACAUGUUACGUGCAUUACCACUAAAACGAUUGAAAGAGUACCUUGCGGCGUAUGGAAUCGAGUGUAUGGGACCUAGGGAGAAAGAAGAUUUCGUUCAAGCGGUAGUUAGAGCGAAAGAUCCUUCGACCGGUUGUCUCUCCCCCGAUGCCGAGAAUUAUUACAGGCGGAAAAGUGUACCAAAGUUCCAACCUCCACCAGCUCCACCACCACCUCAACCUCAACCUCAACAACCCAGACCCACGAGAUCUACGGGUAAUUAUAACCCUUAUGUUUCCCCUGGCCCUUAUCCUCCACCACCUCAGUAUAUGCCCAAUCAACAUAACCCUUAUCGACCGCCGCCCACUGGUUGGAGCCAUCAUUAUACUCGACCGCCCCCACCUCGUCCGGCUCAGACUCCACCACGACCUAAACCGGCACCUUCACCCGCUCCUGUUCCGGCUCGUCCUCCCACCCCGCCGAUCCCGACGGUUCUUUCACUCGUAAGCCUACCAAAGUCAUAUCUAUCAUCCUUAACCGUGGGUCAGCUCAAGGGUAUUCUGUAUGAGAAUCAUGUCAAGGUGGAUUUCAAGCAGGUGUUAGAGAAGGACGAAGUGAUAAAUCGAGUUUGGGAACUGGUACAGGACGAGAGACAUAGGUUGGAGCGACAAAGAGCUGCUGAGGAGGCGGAAGAGAACGGUGGUGUGGUGCCAAAUGGGAAAAUGCCUGAAGUCUCCUCCGAAGAGAAACAAAGUAAAGUACCUACAGGACCUAUGCCAGAUCCUGAUAGAGGUCUGUGUAUAGUUUGUCAAGAUGCAGAGGCGACGUUGGCUGUGGUCGAUUGCGGACAUUUGUGCAUGUGUGGUGACUGUUCGGAUAUCAUCAUGGCCACUAGUCAAGAAUGCCCUUUGUGUCGAACAAGAAUAGUGACGAAACAACGUCUCAUCCGGAUUUAUCGUCCCUAG